Molecule: messenger RNA, 784 nt
Organism: Cuscuta europaea
Lineage: Eukaryota; Viridiplantae; Streptophyta; Magnoliopsida; Solanales; Convolvulaceae
Source: the annotation of a GenBank genome assembly
ACAAACCUCUUCACUGGAAGGCGGAAAAGCUGAAAGCAAAGGAGAGAAGAGAAGGCAUCACGGAAAAUGAUGAUACACUACUGUGUGCAAGGACCCGCUUGGAAGAACUCAAAUACUAUGGCCUUCUCCCGCCGUUUCCGAACGGGUCCCUGGAAGUGCAGAGAAGCCAAUCAGCUCAAUUGCAAUGGGGAAGGCUUAAUGGGGAAGAAGGGAUGGAGAAAUGUCAUGGUGUGUCAAGGAUUCCUUUUUCCGGUGGAUCCAUGGGCGCCCACUAUUGAUUCUCAGAGCAUAGCUUCUCAGCUCUUCGCUGUCUCCCUCUUCCCUUACCUCGGUUUCUUGUAUUUCAUCACCAAGUCCAAUACUGCCCCUAAGCUCACCCUCUUUGGCUUCUACUUUUUGCUUGCUUUCGUAGGCGCCACCAUUCCAGCAGGCAUUUAUGCAAAGGUGGAAUAUGGGACGUCACUAUCCAAUGUGGACUGGUUGCACGGAGGGGCUGAGUCACUGCUUACCCUAACAAACAUAUUCAUUGUGUUGGGUCUGAGGGAUGCUCUUAGGAAAAAUAGAGAUGCAAAAGAAAUUGAAUCCAUCGGUUUUAUGAAGUCAAAAGAAGAAGAAAAUCCAAUUAUCUAAGAUAGCUAUUAUACAUCAUGACAAGGCUAGAUAGGGCCUGGGGGUCAUUGGAAAAACUUUGAGGCAUCAAACAGGAAGUUCGGGUCACAAUUUUCCAGGUCAAGUGUGUAAUCCAAGCCCACAUUGGGAGAGUUUGUGGAUGAUGUGGUGGCUG